This is a messenger RNA of Prorocentrum cordatum, 843 nucleotides long. The record is from the annotation of a GenBank genome assembly. NCBI's taxonomy places the organism in Eukaryota, Dinophyceae, Prorocentrales, Prorocentraceae.
GCCUCUAACUCGCGGCCGCCGAUGUCCAAGCUGAGCGACUUCCCGGGCCUGGACCGCAGCCAGGGGCCCCUCAAGCCGGCGCCGAAGCGGGUGGUGAAGCCUGGCCCAGGAGCGUACAACCCGGACCCUGGAGACGGGUCGUUUGAACGCUGCGUUAGCUCGACUCACCAGCGCAUGACGCUCAGCAAGUCGCGCACGAACUGGCAGGAGGACGUGGCCAUCUCGCGCACGCGCGGCGGCCCGCUGUACGACCCGAACGCGGCCGCCGUGCAGAAGCGCGAGCCCAGCUGGGGCUUCUCGAAGCACGAGGCGAAGGGCGCGAAGCAGACUGGCCCGGGGCCGCAGCUAGAGCACGGGGACAACCUCAACUUCGGCAAGGCGCCCUCCUUCGGCUUCGGCAGCGAGCGGCGAGUCCUGAAGAUCCCCACGGCCGGCAACCCCAAGGCGGAGACGGUGCCCGGCCCGGGCCACGUCGAGCCCAAGCGCAACCUCACGGAGCAGGCACAGGCCACCUUCUCCAUGGGCUCCCCCCGCCGCAGCGCCCCGGCGGUGCCGUCCAGCGCCCGACGCAGGGAGAUGCCGGGACCGGGCUCGUACGACACGGUCACGGACUUCGGGCACGAGAGUCCGCGCAUGGCGAACCCAGGGCAGGCCACUCCGCGCUGCAGGCUCGGGACGGCCGCGCGCAGCGUGAUGGACCCGGUGAAGAAGAGGAUGGCGCCGGCCCCGGGGGGGUACGACAUCCACGAAAAGUCGGUGGGGGCCACGGGCUCGGGCGGUCCCAAAUGGAGCAUGACUGGCAGGGCCGAGUUCGAUCUCGCGGCGUCCACGACUUACGUCUGA